AUGGCUUCUCAACUACCAAUACUCAAGCCUGACCGCGCUCUGAAAGAAGUGGAACCAGAUAUUAUUUCCAUCGACAACCACAGGUUUCGUAUCAAUUAUGACGUUCCACAAGAAAUCACCAACCAUUUCUAUCGUUUGGCAGAAAAGGACAACCUAAAAUAUGAUGAAAUCCCGCCCGAGUUGAAGGAAUACGAAUUACACAAUCCGCCGGGAGAGGAAGAGAUGGAAGCAUCUAAUGGUACUUUUAUUGAUAUUGCUGGUCGCGAAUUUUACGUGGGCCCAGACGCGCCACAACACAUCUUCAACCUUCUAGACCAAUUGUUGCAGAGGGGUGAGCAGAUUUCGUAUGAUGAUAUCCCGAAUGAACUGAAGGAGUAUGAGGUGUCGAAUGCGACUUUGAGGACUAAGGAUGCAACGGUUAAUUGA
Messenger RNA from Daldinia childiae, 426 nucleotides. RefSeq lists its product as uncharacterized. Bases 1 to 426 code for a protein of 141 amino acids. NCBI's taxonomy places the organism in Eukaryota, Fungi, Ascomycota, Sordariomycetes, Xylariales, Hypoxylaceae. The record is from RefSeq and is a predicted model, not a curated record. The transcript has a single exon.